GGCGUAGCCGGCACCGCCUAUCUGCGUCCCGGAAGGAGCGAGCUUGCGGCGCGAGAACCAGUGAGUGAAGGCGGCGCCGCCCGCCGGCCGCAGGUGCGGCAAAGCCAGUGUCAUCUGGGCUCUUGGGACUCCCGGAAAGAAGGAGGGCGAGCCGUGUGCAUUCGCGCCGCGCCUCCUUGCGUUUCUGUUCCCCAAAUAGGGCCUCUCCUUCUCCCGCCGCCCAGGCCCCUGCGUGGGCUGGACGCGUCAGCCCCACACAUUAGCCUCGCUGCGGCGCCCAGACUCUGCCUUGCCUCCCCGUCCCGGUCCCUGGCCCCUGCCCUGUCGCCCGCCGCCGGAGCGGUGACAGCCCGGCCCGCCGUUCUUCUGCUGCCGCCGCUGCCGGCACCAUGGGCAGUGAGCAGAGCUCCGAGGCCGAGAGCCGACCCAACGAUCUGAACUCCUCAGUGACUCCUUCACCAGCCAAGCAUAGAGCCAAGAUGGAUGAUAUUGUGGUUGUAGCUCAGGGCUCCCAGGCCUCACGGAACGUCAGCAACGAUCCCGACGUCAUCAAGUUGCAGGAGAUUCCAACCUUCCAGCCCCUUUUGAAAGGGCUAUUGAGUGGCCAGACUUCCCCAACAAAUGCCAAAUUGGAGAAACUGGACUCUCAGCAGGUGUUGCAGCUCUGCCUCCGAUAUCAAGAUCACCUGCAUCAGUGUGCAGAGGCCGUUGCUUUUGACCAGAAUGCUUUGGUUAAACGAAUCAAAGAGAUGGAUCUCUCUGUAGAAACUCUGUUCAGCUUCAUGCAGGAGCGCCAGAAGAGAUACGCCAAGUAUGCUGAGCAGAUCCAGAAAGUGAACGAGAUGUCCGCCAUCCUCCGCCGCAUACAGAUGGGCAUCGACCAGACCGUGCCCCUGCUGGACAGGCUCAACAGCAUGCUGCCCGAGGGCGAGCGGCUGGAGCCCUUCAGCAUGAAGCCCGACCGCGAGCUCAGGCUGUAGCUGCUGCCCGGCCUGCCUAGGGCUGGGAGCCCCAGACGCCGACACCCUGAGGACGUGUGGAGCCAAGGUCAUAUCACCUGACCAGGUCUGGAGGCUAGCGGGAGGCUCCCUGAAAGUGGGUGCGAAGGAGUCUGGCUGGCGUGAAAAUCUGACUUUGCCCAACUCUUUUCCUUGAUGCAGUUUCCCUAUGUGGAAGGAACCUAACCAGUUCUCGGUGAUAACUGCAGCUGGAACAUGUGAAUUAUUAGGAAUUCUUUGAAGAACUCUGCAUUGAGAAUGAUUUUUAUUUAGUUUUUUUUUUUUUAAUUGAGAGUAUAUAGUCCAGUCCAGGUACUGGAAUAAAAAUACGGAGACAAGGGGAGAAAUAUUUUAAGAAGCUCUGUGUUCUCAGUGCUCUCAUGAACGUUUCAGUAGGCUGUCUGGUUUAUGUGUGGUUACCUUGAAAAACUAAUUGAAUCUAGGUCUCUGUGUUGUUCCUGUUUCUACCUGACUGUUGCCGUCACACCAAGCCCUUAUCUGGGGCACGUCUUCCUGCCCAGGUGGAACACUGGCGUUUUGUUGACUAUCAGGUUAGGUGUGUCCCUUAGUCGUCAUCAGAAACUGAAGCCUGCCUUUCCACACCCUCAUCAGAUUCAUCUCCACUGAUAACCGGUUUCCUUGAUGCAGACAUAGUUUAGCUUUCUUUGAUUGCAGAGAUCUCUCAUUCCACAGACAUUUCUCGAACCCAUUUGAUGUGUCCGAUAUUGUGCCAGGGAUACAAAUAUGGCCGUAUAGCCUCAGGCCUUCUGAAAAGAAAAAAACUCAAAAAGCUGCUGAAUUUCUCUGGGAGUUUAGGAAACGAAGUUAUUUGAGUAACAACAAAAGUGCUUAGUGUCGUACUUUGCACAUCAUAGGUGUUCUAAUGGAAGCAAGGACUGGAGAAGCAAAGAAUGGAAUGUGGGGAGCAGACCUAGGCAGACACCUUGAGACUAAAAGCCAGAGCUGAAGGGAGUCGCUGGGGCCGGGAUGGCAUGCGGCCUGUACCCUGUUCCCUAUGUUCCUGCAAGCGUCGGGAGGUGUUUUCAGAUACCAGAAAGAGCCUUUAGUAGAUUCACAAGAUUAAAAUUGAUCCACUCAAUUUAAUGUAUCUCGGCUAAACUUGAUCUGAUUCUAAUCUUGGUUUGAGACAGGGUCUUGCUCUGUUGCUUAGGCUGGAGUGCAGUGGCGCAAUCAUAGCGCACUGCCUCCUCAAACUCCCAGGCUCCGGUGAUCCUCACGCCUCAGAUUCCUGAGUAGCUGGGAUUACAGGUGUGUACCACCAAAUCCUGCUAAUUAAAAAAAAAAAAAAAUUGAUUUUACGUUUUCAAAUUUGAAAGAAUAAUACAAUGAAUAUUCAUAUUUCUUUCACCUAGAUUGACAAAAAGUGGUAUAUUUAAGACAUCACCAUCAUUGUCUUUCUUCUGGAGCAUACAGAACCCAGUUCUGAACACAGGGAUAUGUUUGUAGCUUCGAAGAAUGAAGGGCUGUUUACAGAGCUACAAAAAUAGUUCAGGUGCCAUUAUCCUCACUGCACUUAAUAGAGGUGAUGCAUGAAAGCACAGAGUGGGCGGCAGUUCAAGCCUGCGAGGGACGAGCCUUUCCACUGCCGCAGCAGUUAGUGGCUGGCGCAGGGCAGGAUGGCAGACCCAGCGCAGCACAAACAAACCGCACAGUCAGCCAGCUCUCCAGCCAACUGUGUCUACUUCUAAAGUAGAAGUUAGACAAAACAUGGGGUUCACUUAGAUUGGGGUCCUGAGUAGGUAAGUGAUAGGCUACUUAUUACUGGGUGGAAGCAGAGAAGUAUGGCAGAAGAACAAUAGGCAAAUUCAAUACUUCUGGAAAGAAUUCUAGUUAAUUUAAUAUUUUGAUGGCAUGUUGUGGUUUCUGAACUGUGUUCCCAGAAUUCCCUUCCUUGUUUGUUUCUCUGGUGAGGGAGAAAUUUGCAUGAGGUUUGGAAGUGGAAGUAGAGCAACACCAUGCGUAUUCACUGGAAGUCAAUGUAGGUCAGGCCCUGUUCCAUCGCGUGCACGUUACCAUGGAUCUCCUGCACUUGUGGUGUGGGCAGCCGCUGGGCCCACGGCUCCUCCCACUCCCGCAGAACUCUGCCUUUGGCUUUUCCAAACCCUGGGCCAGGUAUGAGAACCAGCUUCUUGGUCUGCAGCCACAAGGAUGAAGGUUUGGGGAUGAGAGAUCAGCGCGGGCUCUGAUGAGAGACAGGUGCAGGUCCCGGCUUGUGGCUUGCAGGUCUCGGUUGUAGUUGCUCUCCCUCACCUUCCUUUCCAACCGCCUGGCCUAUGGUCUGGUGAAGAAGAAACAGCCGAACCGAGACUUUUACCAGCCCCUCUAAUUGCUUAGGUCAAACCCCUUUCACAAUCCUCUCUUUCUACGUCAUUCCUAGUGGUUCUUCUCUGAUGGAACCUCUGACUGGUAACAUGGCAUUAGCAGUCCUUUCCCUCUCAUGUUUUGCUAUUUCCUGAUGGAACCUGGGAGUCUGAGUGAUUUGUAUUUCAAGAGGCAGUUAUGCCGGAUCUCUCUGUUGGUUAAUAACCCAUGACCUGUCUGGCUGUUAUGGGAUAUUUCAGGGAUAGGGGUUGUGAAAGAGCCUCGGCUGGACGUUUCUAGCCUUAAUCUUUGGCAAGCCAUUUCCUUUCCCUGAGCCUCAGUUUCCACCUUCCUACAGCGUGAGCAGGUCUGGGUGGGCUCUCAAGGCCCUUUCAGCUCUAAGAUUCCAAGUCUGUGAUUCUGAUACAUCUUGACUACAAUGAGCGUGUUUACCUGUCAUCUCUGAGCAGUGGCUCUAGGUCUUGGUAGUGACUUUAAAUUCCGAGCUCCCAAGGUACGGCUGCUUUUCUUCCUUUUAAUUAUAAAUUAGCUGUUCAUUGACUGCUGCUUUCUAGAGGCUGUUUUGCUUAUCUCGCGAUCUAUUCAUUUCUGUUGAUGAACACUGUCAAAUAGGCCUCUAUCUGCAGUCUCCUGGUUUCCCUGGUCAAAGUGGAAGGUUGAUAGAAACUGGCCUUCACUCCUUGUGUUAGGUGUAUAUAUAAAUUUAUAAUAAAUGGGCCGGGUGCAGUGGCUCAUGCCUGUAAUCCCAGCACUUUGGGAGGCCGAGGCGGGCAGAUGAUGAGGUCAGGAGAUCGAGACCAUCCUGGCUAACAUGGUGAAAUCCCGUCUCUACUAAAAAUACAAAAAAUUAGCCAGGCAUGGUGGCGGGUGCCUGUAGUCCCGGCUACUCGGGAGGCUGAGGCAGGAGAAUCGCCUGAACCUGGGAGGCAGAGGUUGCAGUGAGCUGCCUCCAGUGAGCCAAGAUCGUGCCACUGCACUCCAGCCUGGGCGACAGAGUGAGAUGCCAUCUCAAAAAAAAAACCAAAAACAAACAUAUAUGUGUGUAUGUGUGUGUGUGUGUAUAUAUAUAUACACACACACACACACAUACACACAUAUAUAUACACACAUACAUAUAUACACAUAUAUAUACACACACACAUAUAUAUACACACACACACACAUACACACAUAUAUAUACACACAUACAUAUAUACACAUAUAUAUACACACACACACACAUACACACACACACACAUAUAUAUAUAUAUAUAUAAUGACUGUGGAGUUAAGAGCAAGUGAUAGUGUAGCCUUUACUUUACAGAUUUCAUGUCUUUGUUUCCCUCAAAGUUUUAUUCUUAGUAACUCUAUGUAUGGUUUUAUAGACUACAUAUAUAUAGUCUCCUGUGUCUUAGAUGAUAACAUCCUUAAAAUAUGAAAUAUAUUUUGAACCUAGAUACCUACCCAGUGUUCUCUGUGCAGAGUAAAUAUUUCAUUAAAUGAGUUUCAAGGACUCCAUACCCUGAUAUAGGAGUACAUUCAAGAAAUGAGUUUAGGCCGGGCGUGGUGGCUCACACCUGUAAUCCCAGCACUUUGGGAGGCCGAGAUGAGUGGAUCACCUGAGGUCAGGAGUUCCAGACCAGCCUGACCAACAUGGUGAAACCCCAUCUCUACUUAAAAAAAUACAAAAAUUACCCAGGCAUGGUGGCUUGUGCCUGUAAUCCCUGCUACUUGGGAGGCCAAGGCGGGAGAAUCGCUUGAACCUGGGAGGCGGAGGUUGCAGUGAGCCAAGAUCUUGCCAUUGCACUCCAGUCUGGGCAACAAGAGUGAAACUCUGUUUAGAAAUGAGUUUAGUCUGGGAGAAUCUGCUUUUUGAGUAAAAAAGUUUGAUUUUGUGUA
Messenger RNA from Pongo pygmaeus (Bornean orangutan), 5219 nucleotides. It is a transcript of the gene BORCS5, whose product is annotated as BLOC-1 related complex subunit 5. Bases 390 to 980 code for a protein of 196 amino acids. The record is from RefSeq and is a predicted model, not a curated record. Gene Ontology annotation, cellular component: cytoplasmic side of lysosomal membrane; synaptic vesicle membrane; BORC complex. NCBI's taxonomy places the organism in Eukaryota, Metazoa, Chordata, Mammalia, Primates, Hominidae. Gene Ontology annotation, biological process: organelle transport along microtubule; lysosome localization; positive regulation of anterograde synaptic vesicle transport. The transcript is spliced from 4 exons.